CUAUAAAAGUCUGUUUAAUACACUUUUAUAUGCUGCGUUUUCUACGGUUUAUUUGAGACAAUUUCUAAAGUUGUGUAGGAUCUUUAUCUUCACACGGUAUAGUUCCGCUGUGACCAAACACUAUUUCAAUUAUAAUGUUGGUUGGUAACCAUGGUUUUGUUUCAUGUUGAAUAUGAUCAUGAGAAUUUUCUCACUGGUAUAAAAAGUCUUUUUUUUUUUUCUUUAAGGAUAAAGAUUGAUUUCACCCAUUCUCUGCUUGAAAUCGAAUAGUAGCAAGCCUAGUUAUUUUUAAUUAAAGCAUGACUUAAGUGCACAGGGUGAUUCAGUGCACUCACUUCAUGAAGGAGACAUAGGCCAACUUCUGUAUUAGCUCUAAUAAGAUCGGUAUGCAAUCUUUAUGGAUAGCACAGACCCAGUUACAACUUGGAUUUUGGUAAGAUAAGAAGCUCUUUCACUUACAGUUAAACAGGCGCUGUCAGCCACACAUUAAACUGGGGGUCACUCAAAACAGCAAGAAGUUCUAGACAAUUUAUCUAGCAGAAUCUCUUUUAACUGCAUAUUUGGAGUUCAGGCUGAACUGUAUCACUCAGAGAUUUUUUUUUUCAGUACUGCUGUGUUCUAGGUGUCAGUUGGUUCUGAUCAUUCAGCAACCGCUGGUGCUGAUAUUAGCUUUAAAACUCAUUAAAGAAGGAGUUUAUUAAAAAUAAAUUGAGACUGAAUGGAUGCUAACAUGGCUAAAACUGUGAUAGGUGUUGUAGCAUUGUUGGUGCUGAUGAUUGAAGGAUUCCAGGCUGACACAGGAACUACAAAGAACUUACAAGAAAUUGUUAUUGGAAGAUGUUAUAACUAUAUAAGGACAAUUAAUCCAAGUAUCGGCAGGAACGACUGCAAUGAUAUCUGGUUACGUUUUCUGGAUGCUUUUCUUGGGAAGGACCCUUGUGAUGUCCCAGUUAGGGACUAUGAUCAGUUGUUCAGUACAGUACAGCAGACCAUACCCUGUAAUAAGGUACUGCUCUGGAGCAAGACACGUGACAUUGUUCAGAGUUACUCUGCAGUUACUCACCGUUUUAUGACUUUGGAUGACACCUUCAUUGGUUAUUUGUUUAAUGCCUUGACUUGGUGUGGUGAAAAAAGCAAAAGAGAACUCGAUUAUAAUUCCUGCCCUGAUUGGUCAACAUGUGAAAAUCAGCCAGUCGCUUCAUUUUGGAAAAAAGCUUCAGAAUACUUUGCUGAAUCAGCCUGUGGGGAUGUCACAGUGAUGUUGAAUGGAUCAAUUUACAAUGCAUUCAGCAAUACAAGUAUGCUUAGAAGUGUUGAAGUCCAGCAUCUUGAUCCAAGGAAAGUCAAUCAAGUUGACAUCAUGGUAAUUAACAGCUUACGAGGACCAAUCAGGGAGUCCUGUAACAGUGGGUCCAUCGUUGAGUUAAUACAGAUCCUAAAACACCAGGGUUUCCGUUGGACUUGUACUGACAAUGACAAGAGUCUAAUAAUCUUACAAUGUGUUCGAGAUCCAAACCAUCCAUCCUGCAAAAUCUGCAACAACAGUAUGCGCUGCUGAAUACGAUUCUUAAAAAAUAAAAAGCAGGUCCUCUGUUCAUGCUAUUUUAAACGAUUGGUUAUUGUCCAUGUAUUUAACUUGGCUGCCAAAUGAGCCUAACUUGUUAUUUAUUCAUACGUUUUGUCAGGUUUUGUAUAUUCAGUAAGCAUUUACUCCAGGUAUGUUUGUACUGUUUUUUACUGUGUUCUAAUAAUACUUAAUACGCCAUUUUACCAAAUAACAUUACAAACAUUAUUAAUAAGUUGUAAAUGUCAUCAUUACAGUGAAAAUAUAUACGUGUAUUUCAGUAA
Acipenser ruthenus (sterlet) is the source of this 1848-nucleotide messenger RNA. Its product is annotated as ADP-ribosyl cyclase/cyclic ADP-ribose hydrolase 1-like. The coding region runs from base 719 to 1558 and encodes 279 amino acids. Gene Ontology annotation, cellular component: plasma membrane. The transcript is spliced from 10 exons. Gene Ontology annotation, biological process: positive regulation of B cell proliferation. The record is from RefSeq and is a predicted model, not a curated record. Gene Ontology annotation, molecular function: phosphorus-oxygen lyase activity; NAD+ nucleosidase activity. Lineage: Eukaryota; Metazoa; Chordata; Actinopteri; Acipenseriformes; Acipenseridae.